Molecule: messenger RNA, 1622 nt
Organism: Drosophila nasuta
Lineage: Eukaryota; Metazoa; Arthropoda; Insecta; Diptera; Drosophilidae
Product: mitochondrial import receptor subunit TOM40 homolog 2-like
Exons: 3
Coding region: 253-1341 (362 amino acids)
Biological process (GO): protein import into mitochondrial matrix
Cellular component (GO): mitochondrial outer membrane
Molecular function (GO): transmembrane protein transporter activity
Source: RefSeq, a predicted model, not a curated record
ACACAGUGACACUUGCUUCACACAUUAAAUAAACUUGAAAUAAAACCAAUUUUUUCGUUCGUUUACAGAUUUCAUAGAUUUAAGCAGCAACUCAAUUCAAUGGAUUAAGCGAGUUACGAGUUAAACAGAAAAGUAAAAAAUAAUCUUUUAAACCAGAUAAAGUCAAGUGUAAACAAGAAGCAAAUUUAAAGUAUAUAUUUUGUGGAAUUUGUUCAAUUUCAAACAGACGGGUUGGUUUCUUUACAGUGGAAAAUGGGAAAUGUGCCGAGUGAAAUGAAGCAGAAUGAAAAGCAAAAGAUGAGCAAGGAAAGUUUCUAUCGUAUUUUUGGCUUACGCAUGGUCAACGAAGGCGAUGGCUAUGCGAUCGAUGGCGAGCGAUUAAAGAUACAACGCGAGCAACAGUUGCAGAUGCCACAACAACAACAACAGCAACCAGAAGAUAAACAACAGCAAUCAGAGUUCGAACUGGGAAAUCCGGGAGCAAUUGCCGAUUUGCAUCAUCAGUGUCAUGAGAUGUGGCCGCAAACUUUUGAAGGCUUUCGAUUGAAUAUUAGUCGCACUUUAAGCCAAUCUCUGGCUGUUGGCCAUGCGCUGCAAGUGGGCCAGAAAUCGCAGCUGGCCGAUUGUCAAUUCAAUGCCAGCUUUGUGGGCGAACGAAUGCAUCCGAUGACGGGUGAAACAUAUCCAGCGAUUAUGGGUGAAGUGGAUGCCAAGGGGAAUGUUAGGGCCACAUUGAUGCACUUUAUGGCCGCAAGAUGGCGCUGCAAAUGGAUGGCCAAUGUGCUGGAUGGUGAGCUGCAGAAUACGCGGCUAUUUGUUGAUUAUUUCGGCAAAAGUUGCACCUGCAGCUGGGUGCUAAGCAACCUCGAUGUACGCCAUCAGAUGGGCGUCUGUGUGGCAUCGUAUCUGCAGCAGGUGACGCCACAAUUGGCCCUUGGCGUUGACCUCAUCUAUCAGCGUGAGCAAAUUGUGCCCGGCGGUCAGGCGGCCUUAGUUUCGGCUGUGGCACGUUAUCACCACGAUGAUAAUCGUCUCUGGUCAGCGGUGUUCAGUCUGCAUUCGCUCGAACUCUGCUAUUCGCAGUUGUAUGGCCAAUGUCUGGGGGCAAGUGUUCAACUCCGUGCCAAUAUCUUGAAGCGUCAGGCGAUAUCGAGGCUUUGCUAUCAUUGUUUUAUCCCAAAGAUGGGAUUCAAUUUUCGCGGUGGCAUCGAUACACGCGGCGUGAUUAGCGCCCUCUGUGAGCGGCGUCUGGAACCUCUCCCGAUUGUGUUGCAGCUCAGCGGCAAGUUGAAUCAUCGCACCAAUCGCUUUCGCUUUGGUCUCGGACUCCUCAUUGGCUAACACACACACACACACACAGACACACAACUACAGCGGAGCAGCAAAAGUCGCAUCUCAAAAACUUGCUUUGUCCAACUCUUCUCUUUGUUCUUCGAUAGUAGUAUAAUAAUGUUGAAGUAAUUGUCGUUUUUUAUUCUCAAGUUAUGAGUGGGUUAUAUUUGGAAUUCUACAGCGAAACUUUCUUACAAAGAAUUGCAGUUUAUUAUAUUAUAUAAUAUCAGCGAAAGACGAACUAACUUGGCUUCAAGUUGGAACUAACUAAAAAGAACCAUAAUAAAAGU